AUGGCGCCGUAUCCUGGGUCUGAUGCUGACUAUAUCAAGGACAAGGCGCGGAGGGACUUGUUGACCCUCCUUGAAGGCGUGCGUGGUAAGAAGAAUCUUGUCAUCAGCCAAAAUCUGGCAGGCCCAGUUGGGAUCUUCGUCAAAUUCUCCCAACUCCAGGAAUACGGCGUAGAUCGAGUCUUUCUGCUCGAGAAUGCCAAUGUUGACUCAUCCCAACGCAAUGUCGUCUUCCUAGUCCAUGCCGAGAAGAUACGCCAGGUGCGAACAGCAGCAGAGCAAAUCAAACGUCUACAGCAGAACGGCAAUGUUGAGCAUGAAUUUUCCAUAUUUUGGGCACCCAGACGAACAUUUGUAAGCAAUAAGAUCCUGGAAGAUGCAGGAAUCAUUGGCGAUGUGAAUAUCACCGAGUUUCCACUGUAUUUUGUACCGCUCGAACAAGAUGUCCUUUCCCUGGAAUUGGACGACUCCUUCAGUGAUCUGUACUUGCAUAAAGAUCCAGGUUGUAUCUUCCUCGCCGCGAAGGCUCUCAUGGAUAUCCAGCAAAGACAGGGUUAUUUUCCUCGAAUCAUUGGAAAGGGAGAUCACGCGCGCCGACUCGCAGACCUUCUGUUGCGGAUGAGAAAGGAGCUCGAUGCUGAAGAGAGCUCCGGUUUGGCGGACCUUUCUGCAAGAGGACUUCUGCCCAGUGCGAGUACCGAAAGUCUGAUCAUUAUUGACCGGGAGGUGGACUUUGGCACUCCCCUGCUCACGCAGCUCACGUACGAGGGCUUAAUUGACGAGUUUGUCGGAAUCAAGAACAACCAGGCAGAUGUUGAUACGGCUAUCGUUGGAGCCAACUCUGUUCCCCAGGCCCAGGAGUCUUCCAAAGCUCCUCAACAAACCCUGAAGCAUGGACAGAAGCGGAAGAUUCAACUGGAUUCUUCUGACCAACUGUUUAGUCAAGUGCGUGAUGCAAACUUCGCCAUAGUCGGCGAUAUUCUGAAUAAGGUCGCCCGGCGUCUAGAAAGCGAGUAUGAGACUCGUCAUGCGGCCAAGACGCCUUCAGAGUUACGUGAAUUCGUGAAUAAAUUGCCAACUUAUCAAUUGGAACACCAAAGUCUUCGCGUUCACACGAACCUCGCCCAAGAGAUAAUGAGAAAUACGCGCUCAGAUAUCUUCCGCAAAAUUCUUGAAGUCCAGCAAAAUAAUGCUGCGGGCACUGACCCAACGUAUCAACAUGAUGCCAUCGAAGAAUUGAUUGGCAGGGAUGUGCCUCUCAAGACUGUUUUACGUCUGCUGUGCCUGGAGUCGUGCAUGUCAGGCGGACUUCGUCCCCGAGAUCUCGAGAAUUUCAAGAAGCAAAUUGUCCACGCCUACGGACAUCAGCACCUACUGACCUUCUGUGCCUUGGAGAAAAUGGAGCUCCUGCAGCCACGUUCCUCGGGCCCCACCAUGCUUAUUUCGACUGCUGGUGCUCAGCCAGGGACUAAGACGAAUUAUAACUACUUACGGAAGAAUCUACGCCUGCUGGUAGAAGAAGUCAGUGAGAAGGACCCGAACGACAUUGCCUAUGUAUAUAGCGGCUUCGCUCCACUCAGCAUUCGUCUAGUCCAAUGCGUUCUGCAGAAGCCGUACAUAUUCUCACUCGUCAAGGGCGGUUCUGCCUCUGCUACCUCCACCCCUGCAAGCACUGCAUCCCCCGGCUGGCUGGGAUUCGAGGACGUUGUAAAGAGCGCCCGUGGCGCGACGUUCAGCAUUGUUCAGAAGGGAGAUGAUAAGGCAGUUCGUGCGCGACAGACGCUGAGCGGCAACAAUGCAACCAAGACUGUGUACGUAUUCCUCCUAGGUGGAGCGACCUUCACAGAGAUUGCGGCUCUGCGAUUCAUCGCAGCUCAGGAAGCCCCGCGACGGAGGAUUGUCAUUUGCACAACGAGCAUCAUCAACGGCGACCGAAUGAUGGAGGCAGCCAUCGAGAAGGGAAGUUUUGCAAAGACCGAGGGGUAA
This is a messenger RNA of Aspergillus viridinutans, 1983 nucleotides long. RefSeq names its product Sec1 family protein. Bases 1 to 1983 code for a protein of 660 amino acids. The transcript is spliced from 4 exons. Lineage: Eukaryota; Fungi; Ascomycota; Eurotiomycetes; Eurotiales; Aspergillaceae. Gene Ontology annotation, cellular component: CORVET complex; fungal-type vacuole. Gene Ontology annotation, biological process: vesicle-mediated transport; intracellular protein transport. The record is from RefSeq and is a predicted model, not a curated record.